Molecule: messenger RNA, 3440 nt
Organism: Helicoverpa armigera (cotton bollworm)
Lineage: Eukaryota; Metazoa; Arthropoda; Insecta; Lepidoptera; Noctuidae
Exons: 17
Coding region: 123-2924 (933 amino acids)
Biological process (GO): establishment of cell polarity; tube formation; centrosome cycle
Cellular component (GO): centrosome; centriole
Source: RefSeq, a predicted model, not a curated record
CUUUAUCGCGUCGGUUUGCGAGUAUUGCAAAAUAAGGUUUUUAAUAGUUUCCUGGUGGCAUAAAUUUUGCGUUGUUUUGAAUAUAAAUCGCGGUGAGAUUGGAUAGUUGGCGUGUGGAUAGUAUGGGCUCGACAAGUUACAUAAGCAAACCGAAGUCGACGGGCUACCGAGUGAAGAGCGGCUCCAGUGCUGGCUCCGACAAGGAGAUGAACGGAAAACUGAAGCGCACUAAGAUCCGGCGUCCAAGUAAAAUGAAUGAGUAUGGCUUGAAGAGGAUACCGGAUUACACGGAGUUGGCUUACAAAGAGGCGGUAUCGAAGUUGCGAUACUUUUUGUCCGGGAACUAUGCGCCAAGCGUCCGCAGCUACGGUGGCUCAGCAUCGGUCAAGAACUUGGACGAGUCUGACGGUGACGUGGACAAGAAGUACCCCAGCUCGUACACGCUGGCCGAGUACAAGCCGCGGCCGAGAUUGACGGCUAAAUACGCCACGUUGUACGCCGACAGUCUCAAUAAUUAUACACCGCCACAUACUGCCACUGCACCAGCUCCAACUACCGCGGCAGCCAGUGGUGGCGACCUGACUGGUGGCACCAACCCUGACGUCAUCAACUUCAUUCAGAAGCAGGAGGAGUAUAUAGAACAGCUGGAACGAGAGAGCCAGUACUGCAGGGAUGAACUAAACAACCUGCUGGGCAAAGUAAAGGAAGUAAUCUCCGAGAAUGAGCACCUACACGAAGCUCAGAAAAACAAGCUCAUCUCUAGAAUGUUCCACUCGUACAACGGCUCCGAGAGUGACGAGCUGGACGAGCUGGGGGACAGCACUGGACUUGACAGUGAUAAUAAGACAACUCCGCUAAAGGCCCGCAAAUCAGCCAAGUCGCGCUCCACCAGAUUGGAAGGUCCUAACAUCGUGUUUGAGUCUCGCAUUGCUGAAUUGGAGGCCCAACUCACUCAGGCCAAGAUCGACCUUAAGAAAGUGCAGGAGGAGAACAAUGAGAACAAGCGCAAGCUGGCCUCCGGGCUGGUUGACUCAACCUGCCUCGACGGCUUCAAGCGCCAAAUUGACAAUCUGCAAAGGGACAAGUCGUCGUUGGAAGCUCAGAUAUCCAAACUGAAGUUGAGCCUGGAACAGCGUGAUGAUGACGGGAGAUACAAGCGAGGGUCUGAUGCUCUGGAACAUCAGCUCAGGGAGGAACGGAAUAAUCUGGACGCUGAAGUGCGCAGACUUAAGGACGAUUUAUCAAAAGAGCGCAACAAAGUCCGCGAGCUAGCGGGCGAGGGCGCUCGACGCGCCAUACAGGAGCGCAGCGCGGCCGAGCAGCGCUACAACGCGCACUUCGACGAGCUGCAGCACGACCUCGCCGCGCAGUACGACAAUGUUGCCAAGCUGCAGUUGGAUUUGGAGCGCCAACGUCGUGAAGAACAUGAGCUGAAGCGAGAACUCUCCAUGAAAAACGCCACCAUCGACGAGCUGAAGAAUGAAUUGAAGACCAAAAUGUCGUCUCUGCAAGCGGAUUUGGCUCAAGCUCACGCUGAGAAGGCGUCUCUGGAGGAAGAGCUGGCGAGCGCUCGACUCGCUAUUGAGAGACAUCAGCGUCAGGCCAAACAUGAAACCAAUCGUCUUAAUUCAGAGAUCCAGUCUCUCCGUCAACGCUUGGACCGCGCCGAUGCAGACCUGGUGCACUCACGUCGCGAGAAUCUGCGUCUCUCCGAACAGAUCUCCAAUCUGGAGAAAGAGCAAACAAUGAAGAACUUGACACCGGUAUCGCCGGAGAAGCACAAGAAAGAGAAAGAGUUAUCCUCGAUGCUGGAGACGAUGGAGAAUAAGCACGCUAAAACGGUGGCUGGGUUGGAGUCCAUGAUACAUUCACAAAACAGUCUGAUGGAGAAACUCACCGGCGAAUGUCGAUCGCUCACUGACAAGCUCGACGACGCAAACCGUAGGCACAAAGCAGAAAGAACACAAUUGCUUUGCAGGAACGUUGAAUUAAUGAGAAAGCUUCGAAACUUAUGGAGUUCCCAUAAGAAAUAUUGCACCACCAUCACACCUUUGCGAAGCUACACUCCUUUGAAACUGGCCACUCUGCAGCGUCAAGUAAACGGACUGUCGCGAUCCAUCCAGACGCCUCACGCACCUAGCCAUUUUCAAGCACAUCCCUCGCACCAGACCUCAGCCGACCGACAUGUACCACAUCCCCCACCCGACAGCGGACGAGACUAUCCCGGAGCUAAGUCCCCCGGACACACCGCACACUCCUCGGACACAACAGUCCGACGAGACGACCGUCACCAAACAGGAAUAGUCGAAGACAACAACACAUUUGAACCACAAGAAGAAAUAAACCACAACCAAGUUGUAGCACAACAAAAUAUUUCUCAAAAUGCUCAUCCUACAGACAGAGGCUACGAAGAAACAACAGAAUAUUUCGAACAGGAAGAGCCAAGAGCUACUACAGAAAGUGAAACUGUGAGGGAAAACCCUAUGGACGUUGAACAACCACAAGAAUUUCCAGCUACGGAUCUCCGCUACGAACAACAUUACCAGGAACCAAAAGAGAAGAUAGAUUAUGAGGGUUUCUUCAAUGAGUACCCGCAACCGGAGAAUGUGGAUCAAAUAUACGCGCAGGAAUAUGAUGACCCAACAACACCUGAUCCGAAGAUGCACUAUGAACCGAGUCAUAAAAAAUAUAAUGCUGGUGAAACAAUUGAUCAUUUUCCUGUUGAAGAGAACUAUGCCACAAAUGAGUAUGCUAAAGAAUAUCUUACUGAAAAUCCGCAAAAUGAUAUCAACGUUCAACAAGAAGGAAAUUAUAAUGCUUCAGAGUAUACACAAGAAUAUCAAGCAUACGAUAACUCGGAACAUGAAAUUUCAAGGAAUGAUAGCAAUAAUUUACAACAAGAUAACAUACCUAGUCAAAGUUAGCAAUUUUAUUAGAAUUACGUUGUCUUCUUUUGUGCAAUAUUUUGUUAUAUAGCUUUUUAGUUUUAUGUAUUUGUGCUAGUUUUUAAAUAUUAAUUGUAGAUACCUAAUGAAGCUUUUGAUGUUAGGCAUGUUAUAGUUACAUAGAAAACAACAAAAAAACUAGAUUUAACUGAUUCAUUAGUAAUUGAAGAACUUAAAUAAAGUUAUUUACGGUUGAAAAGGUUUUACUCUAGUUUAUCAUACAGAGGAUAGUUUUGAAGCAACUAAUAGAAUAAAAAAAACUCCAAAUGAAAAUAGUACUUUAUAAACGCAACGCUUUGAUUAAUGCAAUAAACGGUAAUGAAUAUUUCUUAUCUUAGAAAUGAAAACGAAUACCUACGUAGAAAAUUUAAAAUAUUUGUCUAAUGAUUAAUUAAUUUCUCUUAGUUGCUAGAAAAUUUUCCAUUAAAAUUUCUCUACCAAAUGUAACACCUUUAAAAUAAUAAUUAAAAUUAUUUUUGCUCAAUAUAAUGUUUA